This is a messenger RNA of Paramecium sonneborni, 504 nucleotides long. The record is from the annotation of a GenBank genome assembly. Lineage: Eukaryota; Ciliophora; Oligohymenophorea; Peniculida; Parameciidae.
AAUUAUUAUACUUUAUGGAUCCAGACCUUUAUAUAUAUCCAGGUAUAACGAAAAAUUUAACUAAAACCAUGUGUGGAAAAUUAAAGAGAUUUAUUAGUAUUUUUAAAUUAAACUAUAAUAGAAAAACAAUUUAAAGAUCAAUCAUUUUUAUAGGAUGAUCCUAAAGUUAAGGAAUUCUUAGAUACAUCUUAAUAUGAUUAUAAAGUACUCAAUUUAAUUCAAUUGAAAUAAAGUAAAAUUGGAAAAGAGAUUGUAAAUUUUUUUUUCGGUAAUCUAAUUUGGUGCUAGGAUAUCAAUGAACUUAAUAAAUUAGAUAUUAAUUAUUACUUCCAAUUCAAUCAUGUUUGGUAUGAUUAAACAGAAGAUGAUAAAUAAGAAAAAGAAAAAAAAGAAAAAUAAGAAUUUUUAGAGAAAUUAGAGAAAUAAGAAAAAUUAGAAAAAUUAGAAAAAUUAGAAAAUGCUUCUGAUAGUGAUGUUAAAGUUAAAAAAAUAAAAAUCGACUGA